GAAGUCGGGGGGCGCCGCGAACGUCGUAAAACGCAGAGCCGGGCUGCUUUCCGGCGGCCGCUGGGAGACAGCUUUUCGGCGGCGCCCGGCGAGAGGCGCGAGGGGAGUCUGACGUGGGCUCAUCGGUCUCUCCCGGGGGGAAGCCGGCGUCGAGAGGAGCCGAGCCCAAGCGGGGCCUGGCCUGUGGGGGCCUCCGCCAGCCGCGGGGCCGCGCCAGGCAGCCGCCGCCUCGUCCCACUUCUCCCCUGAGGCGCCGCACGGCCGGGCAGCGGAUCCAGGCCUCGGUCGGCGCCGGGCCUCCGGGGCCCUCCCGGGCUCAGCAUGCCCGGGGUGAAGCUGACCACCCAGGCCUACUGCAAGAUGGUGCUGCACGGCGCCAAGUACCCGCACUGCGCCGUCAACGGACUGCUGGUAGCCGAGAAGCAGAAGCCGCGCAAGGAGCACCUUCCUCUGGGCGGCCCGGGUGCCCACCACACCCUCUUCGUGGACUGUAUACCCCUCUUCCACGGCACCCUGGCCCUCGCCCCCAUGCUGGAGGUGGCCCUCACCCUGAUUGAUUCAUGGUGCAAAGAUAAUAGCUAUGUGAUUGCUGGUUAUUAUCAAGCUAACGAGCGAGUAAAGGAUGCCAGUCCAAACCAGGUUGCAGAAAAGGUGGCCUCCAGGAUCGCCGAGGGCUUCAGCGACACGGCUCUCAUCAUGGUAGACAACACUAAGUUCACGAUGGACUGUGUGGUACCCACAAUCCAUGUGUACGAACACCACGAAAACAAAUGGCGCUGCCGAGACCCUCACUACCACCUUCAUGGAUGACCUGAGCCACAGCUUCUGGAGGACUUGCUGCAGCUUCCCCCUCAGCACCUGCGGCUUCACCUGGCACUUUCGUGCUACGGAGGCGGCUUCUGUCCUUCAACCUCAUGAACCGACCUUUGUUUCAGACUUUCCUCCUGCAGCUCCCUCCCCUCUCUCAGCCUUUCGUAGAACUGGGGAGAGUUGGGGCCUUGCUCCGGAUUAGGCUGUAGCUUCAGGGAAUGUGGCUGGUUUGAUCUCCUAUCCAGACCACUCAGACUUUCUCCAUAUCGGCAGUAAGGCUGUUUCCUCUUCUCAUCAGUGUGUUUACUGGAGUAGUGCUUUUAAUUUCCUUCAAGAACUGUUCCUUUGCAUUCACAACUCAGAUAACUGGCACAACGGGCCUCUGGCUCUGCUUUCCACACGCCUUCCUCACGAAGCUUCAUCGUUUCUAGCUUUUGAUUUAAAGUGAGAGACGUGCGGCUCUUCAUUUCACUUGAACACUUAGAAGCUAUCGCAGGGUUAUUAAUUGGCCUAAUUUCAAUAUUGUUGUGUCUCAGGGAAUAGGGAGGCCCGAGGAGAGGGAGAGAGGGGGGAACGGCUAGUCUGUGGCGCAGUCGGAACACGCGUGAUUUAUCGUUUGCUGUCUUACAUGGGUGUGGUUUGUGGCGCCCCAAAACAAUUACAACAGUCACAUCUAAGAUCACUGAUCACAGAUCCCCGUAACAAAUAUAACGAGAGUGGAAAAGUUGGAAAUACUGUGAGAUUUACCAAAAUGUAACACAGAGUGAGCAAAUGUUCUUGGGAAAAUGGUGCCAAUAGACUUGCCCAACACAGGGUUGCCACAGACCUGCAAUUUUUUAAAAAUGCAGUAUCUGCAAAGCGCAGUAAAAGGAGAUCUACCUGUGCUUGUGAAGUUCUCUGGACAAGGCUUCGGACCCAGCGCAGCGCCUGUAGUCGGGGAGCCUGCCCCGCGACAGGACACUCACCCGAGUUUGCUGAGGGCCCUGGGUGCGCCCUGGGUGCUGAGGGUUACGUGAAUUGUGUAGAGUGGACCUCGCUGUCGUCCCCCAGCUGCCCUUCUCCAUUGCGCUGACCUCACUACUGAAGAGAUGGUCAUUCCUCAGAGAAGGGUGUUCUCAGAAACUGAUCUUCCUUUUGCCUGGGAAGGGCCUCGUCGCCCCGGUUCUUAGACGGCGGCGCCAGGCUGCAGUGGUGUGUGGUGUGGGUCCCAGCUGGCUACUUCAGCUCUGUGGCCGUGGGCGAGUUACCUCUCGGGUCUCGUCUGAAGAAGGAGGGUGAUGACACCUACUUGCAGGGAGGUUGUGAAGACCAGAGGUACUAAUACAUGUGCUAGCUCUUAGUAGAAUGUGUUUGGGCUACGCUGAAUAAGGUUCUUCAUGCAAAUGUUUUAACAGUUCUACAACAUACUGUUGGCCAGACUGACCCUCAAGGUAAAAGCCUACUUAGUCCUUUGCUAAGAAAGAUGUUAAGUGUUUAUUCAUCGUAAACAUUCAGUGAACGUUUAUUGAAUGAAUGAGUGAAUAAAAGCAUUUGCUCUCAGCAGUAA
This is a messenger RNA of Delphinapterus leucas (beluga whale), 2356 nucleotides long. The record is from RefSeq and is a predicted model, not a curated record. Lineage: Eukaryota; Metazoa; Chordata; Mammalia; Artiodactyla; Monodontidae.